UCCGUUCCGCUUUAACAGCUCUCGCGCACGCAGAACAUGUCCGAUGCAAACAUGGAGGAGAAUGUUGAACAAGCUACAAGUAGUAAAACUAUAUCUCUGCCCAUAUCGAGGGUGCGAUUAAUCAUGAAAAGUUCUCCUGAUGUGUCCUGUAUUAACCAGGACGCUCUUUUCCUGACAACAAAAGCAACGGAGCUUUUUGUCCAACACUUAGCUCUGUCUUCAUUUAAAAACGGUUCUGGUAAAGAGACAAACACACUAUCGUACAGCGAUCUGGCUAACAUAGCAGAGGAGACGGAAACGUUUCAGUUUUUAACCGACAUCCUUCCAAAGAAAAUCUUGGCCAGAGAGUAUCUGAAGUCACUAGAAGAAAUGACAAAAGAAGAUGGGAACCUGUAGUGAUGUUUCACAAGUCAAAGGAAAUUCAUGUGAACUGGGUCUCACAACUUCCAUAAUACUUUUACAAAAGCAAUGGAUUAAACUUUAGGAUUUCAUUGUUUUAUGAAUAAGAGCACCCAAGGACUUGUGUUUUCUCACCUCGGUUUUUCUGUUACACUAAUGUUGUCUUGACCAAAAUGUACAGUAGCGUCUGUAGAUUCACAAUCAAAAGCACUCAGAAAAUACGCCAUACUAUGAUUUUCUGCAUGGUUAGGGAAGGGUCUUUGUCCAGGUGCAUCAAUCCAGGUAUCCAUACAUUCAGCAUGUGUUGUUUAUGAUCCUUCAAUUUAUAAAUGUAGCGUUGCUUGGGGUUUUCAUGGGCAUUAUACCUUAUCAUUUUAACCACUUACCUGCUGAAGUGAAAUAUAAAAUUGAUUUAUACACUGUAGAAUUUCAACAAAUCCGUAGUUCAUUUUUGAAGUUAGGUUUUGUCCCUUUACAUGUUGAAAUGUGCAUUUAUUAUGAGCCCAUAUUUUGUAAACGUACAUGAAGUGCUAUUCUUCAGCUUGGUCCGGUGAAACUCAUCAGGACUGUUUUGUAUUUUUGAUGACACGUUUGUAUCUGAGAGCUUGAAGAUUUAUAGUGUUCUGCAUAGUUGUUAAACGCUUGAACCGCUUUGUAUUUGAAUAAAUGCGUUUGCUGAUUGUUUGUA
Messenger RNA from Triplophysa dalaica, 1087 nucleotides. It is a transcript of the gene chrac1, whose product is annotated as chromatin accessibility complex subunit 1. Gene Ontology annotation, molecular function: protein heterodimerization activity. The transcript has 3 exons. Lineage: Eukaryota; Metazoa; Chordata; Actinopteri; Cypriniformes; Nemacheilidae. The record is from RefSeq and is a predicted model, not a curated record. Gene Ontology annotation, cellular component: nucleus; CHRAC. Bases 37 to 396 code for a protein of 119 amino acids.